Molecule: messenger RNA, 1399 nt
Organism: Poecilia latipinna (sailfin molly)
Lineage: Eukaryota; Metazoa; Chordata; Actinopteri; Cyprinodontiformes; Poeciliidae
Product: RNA-binding protein 25-like
Exons: 9
Coding region: 161-1384 (407 amino acids)
Biological process (GO): regulation of alternative mRNA splicing, via spliceosome
Cellular component (GO): spliceosomal complex
Molecular function (GO): mRNA binding
Source: RefSeq, a predicted model, not a curated record
CAGAGCGCAUGCGCGAAAGUGAUAUUUGAAGGCCGCGGCUAGCAGCAGUGCUAAUCUAACGUCCUAAACGUUGGCGGAAUUAUCACCAUAAUUAAACUCUGUAUAGUGGAUUUUAUCUUACUGCGCGCCACUUGGUUUUGUGGUCAUAACCACAUUCAGAAUGUCCUUCCCCCCUCAUUUAAACCGGCCGCUGUUGCCCCCUCCUGGGAUACCUCAUCAGUAUGCUGGCUUCCCCUCAGGAACUCCAAUGAUCCCAGUUCACAUGGGCAUCAUGGCCCCGGCCCCUGCAGUUAUGGUUCCUUCUGUUCCGGUCGUCAGUAAGCCUCCUGUUCCAAAGAAAGACCUUUCUGCGAUGCGAGCCAAGGACGAGGAGAGCAGCGGGCCCACAACCACAGUGUUUGUAGGGAACAUAUCGGAGAAAGCUUCAGACAUGCUGAUCAGACAGUUGUUGGCGAAAUGUGGUAUUGUUUUGAGCUGGAAACGAGUUCAAGGAGCUUCUGGAAAACUUCAAGCGUUUGGUUUUUGUGAAUACAAAGAGCCGGAGUCCACCUUGCGAGCUCUACGGCUGCUUCAUGACCUGCAGAUUGGAGACAAAAACCUGCUGGUGAAGGUGGACGCAAAGACUAAAGCUCAGCUGGAUGAGUGGAAAGCCAAGAAGAAGACAGCAAAUGGGCAAAAUAAGAAGGAACAAGAAGAAGGAGGUGACGAUGUGGAGGUUCUUGAUGAGGAGACGAAGAAAAGAGAUCAGGUAGUGAAAGACGCCAUCGAUGGAUUGAUGCGGGAAUACGCCGCAGAACUCAACGCGCCUUCGCAGGAUGACGACGCUCAGAGGCGAAAGAGAAAAAAGGAAAAGAAAGAAGAGGACGACAUUAACACCAUCGACAUCGAGGAGGACAAGCGGGACCUGAUUUCCAGAGAGAUUAGUAAAUUUCGCGACACUCACAAGAAACUCGAAGAGGAGAAAGACAAGCGGGAGAAGGAGCGGCUGGAGUUCGAGCGCGAAAGGAAGGAGCGAGAAAAAGAGCGAGAGCGGGAAAGAGAGCGGCGGGAUCGCGAAAGGGAGAAGGAGCGCGAGAGAGAAAGGAAGAGGGAACGGGAACAGGAGAGGGAGAGAGACCGCGACAAAGAGCGUGACCGCAGGAACAGGGAGAUAGAACGAGAGCGAGACUGGGACAGAGACCGCAGCCGUGACCGGAGCGCCGAGCGCAGCCGAUCAAGGGAAUUGAGCCGAGACAGAGAGAGGGAGAGAGAAAGAGAACGGGAGAGGGACAAGAAGCGUGACCAAGAAGAUGAAGAGGACGCUUACGAACGUAGGAAGCUGGAACGAAAACUCAGAGACAAGGAGGCGGCAUAUCAGGAGGUAAAAAAAAAAAUGCAUGAUUAAAGGUUGUAUAUCAAA